This is a messenger RNA of Bombina bombina (fire-bellied toad), 4248 nucleotides long. RefSeq names its product patched domain-containing protein 3. Gene Ontology annotation, cellular component: membrane. The transcript has 6 exons. The record is from RefSeq and is a predicted model, not a curated record. NCBI's taxonomy places the organism in Eukaryota, Metazoa, Chordata, Amphibia, Anura, Bombinatoridae. The coding region runs from base 523 to 3168 and encodes 881 amino acids.
UUCCCUUGCUCCUGGAGGACUCUCUGCCUGUGUUCUUCCAGUCGUUAACUUCCUGUUGUCUUCUGGCUUCCUAACCUCUGGCUACCCACUUGGACUGUGCUCUGGAUUAGCCCCUCAUACUUCAUUUAAUUUUGGACUUAUUUCCCGUCAGACUUCUGGCCUGUCUUAAUGGACUAAUUGCUACUUCCUCACUCCAUUGGCUUAUCGCUGGCUUAUCUGCUUCCAGACCUCCUUGGCACUGGAUUCCAACUUGCUCCUGUUCUCCAAAAAGUACUGGGACUCCAUUCCAUUGCACUUUGUUCCGGUAUACCCCAAGGGAGCUGACAAGGGAGUUUCCACAGACUGGACGUCAGAGGGAGGAGCUUAGGGGCCGAAUAGUGUGUGUUCUGUAAGGAGGAUUGGUGAGGACACCGAGAAGGCAAGUUGAAGCAGCUCUCUGCUGCAAGACGACCACGCUAAACUUAACAUUUCAGGUCUCUAGCUUCUCAAUCAUCCUUGACAUAAGUUGGAUAAGUUCCAAUUAUGUUGGAUUUAAAUAACACAAAGUGCCUGGAACGACCGCUCUCUGCUGGGUUUCGUAAGCUUGGAAGGCUUGUUGGCAGAUUUCCAUGGUGGUUCCUAGUUAUUCCCAUUGCUAUAUCUGCUGGCUUAGGAGCCGGAUUUAUUUUUUUACCUCAGAGGAAAUCUAAUGACAUAGAAGAGCAGUUUACUCCAAUAGGAGGACCAGCUAAGGGUGAGAGGAAGUUCAUAAUGGAUCACUUCCCAGUAAAUGACUCAGGACAGUUUUCUGUACAGAGGCUGAUUACUGAGGGGGCAUUUGCUUCUAUUAUUGCUGUCAGUACAUCCACAAAUGUCCUUGAUAUUAGCAGAUUUCAAGAGCUUCUGAAGCUGGAUAAGGCAGUAAGGAGCAUGAAUAUAACAAUACCAGAAUUGGGAAGUGAAGUACAGCUUGGAUAUCAGCAACUGUGUGCAGAAAUUCAAGGUUCCACUUGCCUGGCACCAAAUCCACUCAUAGAUGCAGUUCAAGGUAACCCUGAGAGGAUAGAAAAAAUAGAUGUGACUUACCCCAUGUUUCAGAGUGGAACAUUCCUGGGAAUGUACCUUGGAGGUGUUAAACUGGGCCCAGCAGAUACAGUGCUAGAAGCCAAAGCCCUCCGGCUAGUGUAUUACCUGAAAGAGGACAAAGCACAGGACCGCAACAACAGCCUUGUGUGGCUUAAUCAUUUUAUUAAGACUAUCCCUCAGCAAAUAGAUGAAUUACAACUGAAAACUAUACAGGUAUCCUAUUUUACAUCAUUGUCACGACAGUUGGAAUUUGAAGACAAUAUAAAUAUUGCGAUCCCAUUAUUUUCUAUUGCAUACUUUAUCACAAUAUUCUUCUCUAUAAUUUCAUGCUUAAGAUUUGACUCUGUAAGAAAUAAAGUUUGGGUUGCAGCAUUUGGAGUGAUUUCUUCUGGAUUAGCCGUGCUUAGUAGUUUUGGUCUGUUGCUGUUUUGUGGAGUUCCCUUUGUCAUAACAGUAGCUAAUGCCCCAUUUCUUAUUCUAGGUGUUGGUGUAGAUGACAUGUUCAUCAUGAUUUCAAACUGGCAACAUACAAAGGUUAAAAGCAAAGUAGAAGAACGAAUGGCAGAUACAUAUGCAGAAGCAGCUGUCUCAGUGACAAUCACAACUCUAACAGAUGUCUUAGCUUUCUACAUAGGGAUAAUGACUUCUUUUCAGUCAGUGAAAUCCUUUUGUAUCUAUACUGGAACUGCCAUAUUAUUUUGUUUCUUCUAUAACAUCACCUGUUUUGGGGCUUUCCUGGCACUAAAUGGUAGACGAGAGGAGAGUAAUAGACAUUGGAUGAUUUGUACAGAAAUGAAAGAUCACGCUGAUAGUGAGCGUUCUUCUGUAUACAACGCAUGCUGUGUUGGGGGAUCCUAUGACCAGGUUACUUCUACGGAGAUUGACCAUCCAAUGACUCUGUUCUUCCGUAAGUAUUAUGGGCCUUUCCUUACAAACAUCUGGACCAAGAUAAUUGUGAUUAUAUUAUAUUGUGGAUAUUUGGCCAGCAGCAUUUACGGAUGUUUUUAUGUCAAAGAAGGAAUUAACCUGCGUAAUGUGGCUCCUGACAAUUCAUAUGUAGCUCCAUUUUAUGAUAAAGAAGAAUUGUACUUUUCAUACUAUGGUCCUAGAGUUAUGGUUAUUAUUACUGAACAAACAGAAUACUGGAAUUUAGAAACCCAGGACAAAAUUGAAAGCUGCAUGGAAAGCUUUGAAAACAAUUCUUAUGUUGACAAAACACUAUCUGAGUCAUGGUUGAGAAUCUUUGUAGAUGCUGCUGAGAAGAUUAAAUUGGAUAUAAGCACCCAUGAUUUAUUUGUUAAAUAUUUAAUUGCAUUUUCUGUUUAUGCACCAAAUUAUAUACCAGAUGUUGAAAUGAAAUCGAAGGACAUCAUAGCAUCCCGCUUUUUCAUUCAGACUGUAAAUGUAACUACAGCAGUUGAUCAGAAAGAAUUAUUAAACCAGCUUCGAGACAUAGCAAGUAGAUGUGACAUUCCACUACUAGUGUAUCAUCCAGCGUUUAUUUACUUUGAUCAAUUUGCAGUGAUAAUCCAGACUACUAUUGCAAACGUCCUUAUUGCUGCAGCUGCAAUGUUUAUUAUCUCAAUAUUGUUAAUUCCCAAUCUUCUCUGUGCAUUAUGGGUGACAUUUUCUAUUGCUUCUAUUAUAGUUGGUGUUACAGGAUUCAUGACUUACUGGGAUGUUAACUUAGAUUCUAUAUCAAUGAUCAAUCUUGUUAUUUGCAUUGGGUUCUCUGUUGACUUUUCAGCUCAUAUUUCAUAUGCGUUUGUUUCUAAUGUAAAAUCCAGUGUAAACAACAAAAUUAUUGAUGCUUUACAUUCUCUUGGAUAUCCCAUUGUACAAGGAGCGUUAUCAACAGUUUUGGGUGUGAUAGUACUUUCUGCAGCAGGAAGUUACAUUUUUAGAACAUUUUUCAAGAUUAUGUUCCUUGUUAUUUCAUUUGGAGCACUCCAUGGUUUAGUUUUUCUUCCAGUGUUUUUACCGGUUUUGGGCAGUUGUUGCACAAAAUGCUUUAACACUGUAAAAGCUAGAAAUGACAUAAAUGAGUUAGAGACUUUAAAUGCUCCUGAACGUUUAGAAAACACACUAGAUACAAAUGUUUGAAAGCCUAUAAACUUAAGCAAAAUUAGCACCUUUUAUGAAAAUAUAUAUUUUAUACAUACUGUAACAGAAAGUCUGCUUUGGUGAUAGGGGACUGUAUAUUAGACCAGGUUUAAUAAAUUACACUUUGCCAUUUUGCUAAAAAAAUGAUAAGUGCUUGUGUUGUAUUAGUGUGAAAUAAAAACUGUGUUUUGGGGCCCUGAGGAGUAUUUGGAGAGCAGGUGGGACAGUGCUCCAAUAGCUGUAGAAGCCAACUAAACUGAGGUGUGGCUCAUGAAUACUGCUUCUGGGUUUUAAAAGGGAAGGACAGGAGGACUGGUGUGCUGUGUGGUUAAAUAGUUAUAGCAUACGUUGUCGGCAUUUAUCAUUGCACAAGCAUUUCGCUAGAAAUGUUUGUGCAAUGUUGCCCCCUGCUAGUAGGGGAUGUCAAUCAACCCAAUCGUAUGCAAUCGGGCUGAUUGCUGUAUGCCGCCUCAGAGGUAGUCGACUUGUGAAGGCUCGCACAAAAACAGAGGCAUUGCAUCCCAUUCGGGAGUUGAUAAAUCGGCCUCUUAUUCUGAAUAUUCAGGGAAAUUCUUUUAAUAAAAUAAUCGUUGGCUGCAAUAUUUAGUAGUCGUUUAAAACACAAUGAAUACUGAAUUUCCGCUAAACAUUUACAUUUGUUUUUGUUAAACUAAUGUAAAUGUUUCAAGGGUACAGGGGAAAAGUUCACCUGUAGCUACAAAACUGACCUUAAUGUGCUCCAGAGAGCAUGGACAGCGCGCUAAGGUGAAUGUUAACAAUUUUAAAACAAAAAAAUGAAUAAAGUAAAUGAAUAAAUACUGAUACUAAGAUUUUUGUCUAUAUUUUUUGUUUUCUUUAUUUUUGUUGGUGUAUUCAUUCAGAUUUUUUUUUUAAAGAAUGCCCCUUCCUAAAAAGGCUAAGAAGUUUUGCUGCAAUUGUUUGCUGAUAUGAAGGACAUUUGAUUUUGUUGCUUUUUUUAAAUCUUGCACAGAGAAUUAACUUAUUUUCUUGCCCUUUUUUGUAAACAAACCGUAUGCUGUUGAUAAACUGGAAAAAAUAAAGUUUUGAAAACUGAAACAA